AUCAAGCACCUAGGCAUGCAGACUGCUUCUACAAAGAUUUGUAAAAGAAUGGGUCACUCUCAAGAGCUCAGUGAACUGAAACAUGGUACUGUGAUAUUUUGCCACCUGUGCAAUAAGUCCAUCUGUGAAAUUUCCUUGCUACUAAAUAUUCCACGGUCAACGGCUAGUGGUAUAAUAACAAUGUGGAAUCAACUGGGAACAACAGAAACUCAGCCACAAAGUGGUAGGCCAUGUAAAGUGACAGAGCAGGGUCAGUGCAUGCUGAAUUGCACAGUGGGCAGAAGUCACCAACUGUCUGCAGAGUCAAUAGCUAAAGACCCCUAAACUUCAUGUGGCCUUCAGAUUAGUGCAAUAACAGUGCUUAGAGAGCUUCAUGGAAUUAGUUUCCAUGGCUGAACAGCUGCAUCCAAGCCUUCCUUCAGCAAGUGUAAUGCAAAGCAUCGGAUGCAGUGGUCUCUAGAGCAUUGGAGACGAGAAGAGUACUUGCCUGACUGCAUUGUGCCAAAUGUAACGUUU
Molecule: messenger RNA, 516 nt
Organism: Staurois parvus
Lineage: Eukaryota; Metazoa; Chordata; Amphibia; Anura; Ranidae
Source: the annotation of a GenBank genome assembly